Patella vulgata (common limpet) is the source of this 2055-nucleotide messenger RNA. RefSeq names its product craniofacial development protein 1. The transcript is spliced from 8 exons. The record is from RefSeq and is a predicted model, not a curated record. The coding region runs from base 107 to 1018 and encodes 303 amino acids. Lineage: Eukaryota; Metazoa; Mollusca; Gastropoda; Patellidae.
ACAACCCUACUACAAAUCGAAGCACGACAACAAAGUAUUUUACGUAGAUUGGGAAUUCUUUUAUAAAUAUUUUAUUAGAGACUAGUUUAGCAACUGAUCAUCAGCUAUGUCUGACGAAGAAGAUUAUGAUUCUGAAGAAGAUGUAGAUUAUGUACCACAAGCUGAGGAUGUGAGUGAAGAAGAUAAUUCAGGUGAUGAAGAAGAUUUGUCUGUCCUUGGAAUAACAGAUAAUAUAACUGGUUCUCGGAGAAAGAAACCAUCAAAAUCUAAAAAGGAUGAUUUAGGUCCACGGAAAAGACAAGGAGGAAUAAAACUAGAAAAUGAAGAAUGUAACGAGGAAGAGAAUACAACAAAAGACGAAGAAAAUUUAAAAUUAGCCAAAGAAAUAGCCAACGAAAAAGUUGCGAAAAAAGUUGAACAAGAGAAGAAAAGAGCAGACGAUUUGUGGAGUAGUUUUUUAUCAGAUGUAAAACCGCCACCUAAACGUACGCCAUCAUCUCCUGCAACACCAACGAUAUUAAAGAAUAACAAUGGUGCUACAAGUGUAUCGGCCAGCGCCAGUAAAAAAGAGGAAAACCCUGUUAAAACCAUGAAAAUUACAAAAGUUUUUGAUUUUGCUGGAGAAGAAGUCAAAAUUACCAAAGAAGUUUCAACUGAUUCUAAAGAAGCUCAAAAAGAAUUGAAGAAACAAGAAGAAUCAAAGACUGGUGUUACCUCCCCUUCUGUUCAAAAAGAUACUGGUUCAGUUUUAAGCAAUAUAGGAAUCAAAAGACCUGCUGCCGGAGGUGGAUUGGGAGGUGUAUUAAAUAAAAUUGGAAAAAAACAAAAAAUAAGCGUUUUGGAUAAAUCGAAAAUGGACUGGAAUUCAUUUAAAAAAGAUGAGGGUAUCGAAGAUGAUUUGAAAUUACACAAUAACAGUAAAGAAGGUUACAUUGAAAGAAUGAAAUUUUUACAGCGAACAGAUUUAAGACAAUUUGAAAUUGAAAAGAAUCUGAGAAUGAGCAGUAGUAGGAAAUGAUCUGUGUGGAUGUCAAUGAAAUAAAAAAACUAAAUGUGUGAAUGAAAUGGAUUUAAAACUAUGUGAACUAAAUGUUUUUAAUGUAUGACCGUGCCAAAAGACAUGGACACGAAGAAUAAUAACUGAAUUCGUUUAUUUUUUGUUGAAGAGACUUUAUUCCGGCAACAUAUACAACUACCACAGUACAGUGAUGCUUCUUGCUGUGUGCGUGUAUGGGCUGACUACUAUCAACUCAACUCUACUAUCAACUCAACUAACACUCUCUCUCACGUUCUCAUGUGCAGUCGCUUCCCUACGGGAAAAGGGUUACUAUUAAUAGCUAUGAGUAAGGUAAUGGUGUCAUUAAAGGGACAUUUUAUCCACUGUCUCGCAUAUGAAAAUUAAAGGGGCAUUCUAUCCACUGUCUCACAUAUGAAAAGACAAAAUGGAGGAUGACAGUUAUUAUGGCCAAUGUGUGUGUAGGUUUAAAAUGGAUACUUGUAUGAGCAGGGCUGGAAUUUGCCUAUCUGUGAGCUCCAAACCAAACUCAUUGGUGGGCCUUUACUUAUUGUACAGGUGCCCUUAUGAUUUUCAAUAUUAUAUAAUGAAAUACCCAAUGUACACUUAAAACAAGGUUAUAUGCUGGCACGCAGUGGGCCUCUAGAUACCCGUGUGUCCAAGGUCAAUGGUCUACUAGGCCUAUUGGCAAUUCCAGCUCUGUAUAUGUGGAAAAAUGAAUAUUGGACUUCUAGCAGACAGAAGGAAAAAUAUGAGUUUCCAGAUUUCUUUCUACCUGUUUUUAUGAGAAUUGCGACAAUAAUGAAUUUGGUGAUCAGAUUUAUAAACUGUGAUGUAUAAAAUCAGAGAGUUCGAAGUUCAAUCUACAUGUAUUUCCAAUUUAAAAAACAGGACUUCUGUGGUAUUUGAAUUGCCUGAGAUGCACACAGAUUUACAGAAAUUUCGAUUUGACCAAAAAUAAUGAAAUUUACUAAAUCAAAUAAUUCAUGUUUUCAGUUUGUGAUGUGCAGAUUUAAAUAAUAAAGUCAUCAUACCAGUAA